ACAUGUCAUUCACAAGCACUUUACCACCACUGGAACCUCUGCUCAGGCAAAGUGCACAGGGAGCACAGGCCAUAUUUGCAUCUUGUCCAGAUGACAGUCUCAAGGAUGAGGAACAGAGUGCACGCUUGCGGUUAUCUGUAAAGAUAAACGACGAGUACAAGCAUUACAAGGACCUUCCGCCAGCGCUGCUAGCUCAACAAGGCCCCGUGGGCCCAGCAAGACCAAACCCUCACCAAAAAGCCAUCACAGCAGGUCCAGCAUCGAGCGAAACUUCCAUGAUGAUUGCCGCUAUCGACAACACACCAAAAGCACAACCAUCCACUUUCGUAACGGCCAGCAAACUAUCAGAAGCCCUCACAUUGCACAAGACGACGCGAACUGUAAAACCACAGUUCCACCCACAAUGGAAGUUGAUGCGCGUCAUAUCAGGGCAUUUGGGCUGGGUACGUAGUGUCGCUGUCGAACCAGGGAACAAGUGGUUCGCGUCUGGUGCUGGAGACCGUGUCAUCAAAAUAUGGGAUUUGGCGUCUGGAGAACUCAAACUGUCGUUGACGGGUCAUAUCUCUACGGUCCGUGGGCUCGCCGUUUCCCCACGUCAUCCGUACUUGUUCUCGUGUGGUGAGGACAAGAUGGUCAAAUGCUGGGACCUCGAAGUCAACAAAGUCAUCCGACACUAUCAUGGACAUCUCUCCGGGGUGUACUCUCUCAGCCUGCAUCCAACUUUGGACGUCCUCGUCACAGCAGGAAGAGAUGCUUCAGCGCGCGUGUGGGAUAUGCGUACAAAAGCCCAGAUACAUGUAUUAACCGGUCACACCGCUACUGUCGCCGACGUCAAGUGUCAAGAAUCUGAUCCACAGGUCAUCACAGGCAGUAUGGAUACGACCAUUAGAUUGUGGGAUCUAGCUGCCGGGAAAACAAUGGUUACGCUGACUCAUCACAAAAAGUCGGUCAGAGCACUCGCCAUUCAUCCAACAGAAUACUCGUUCGCAUCUGGUUCUGCCGGAGGCAAUAACAUCAAGAAAUGGAAAUGUCCCGAGGGGGCUUUUGUUUCCAACUUCUCCGGUCAUAACGCGAUCAUUAACAGCCUCUCCGUAAAUUCGGAUGGUGUACUCUUCUCAGGAGGGGAUAACGGCACCAUCACAUUCUGGGACUAUGGUACUGGGACCGCAUUUCAAAAUUUGGACGACGUGCCGCAGCCCGGUUCCCUUGAGGCUGAGGCUGGCGUGUUUUGUUCGACGUUUGACAUUACUGGGACGCGGCUUAUCACAGGUGGUGCGGACAAAACCAUCAAGAUAUAUGCAGAGCAGUCGCAGUGAUCACUACGCUCGCAUGUCUUGUUCACUUCUCUCGUUUCUAUGUGUAUCAUUAUUGCAACUGACUUUGCAGAAUAUAUACUACCCACACCCAAAUCAGACAGUAGUGGUACAGAAAAAGUACAUGCAU
Messenger RNA from Pisolithus orientalis, 1443 nucleotides. RefSeq names its product WD40-repeat-containing domain protein. Lineage: Eukaryota; Fungi; Basidiomycota; Agaricomycetes; Boletales; Pisolithaceae. Gene Ontology annotation, biological process: mRNA splicing, via spliceosome. The record is from RefSeq and is a predicted model, not a curated record. The transcript is spliced from 6 exons. Gene Ontology annotation, cellular component: precatalytic spliceosome; catalytic step 2 spliceosome; Prp19 complex. The annotation marks the transcript as partial. Gene Ontology annotation, molecular function: protein binding.